GCUCUUUCUCUCCCCUCUCUCUGAUUUGUUCAAAGAAGGGAGGAAGCCUCGUUUCUUCCAAACUUCCAUUCCACACGCCUUUUGACGCCAAUUUCCGCCCGCCUGGUAUUUGAUUGUUUGCUUAGAGAAGAAACCCACUUCUUUUUCACCACCACAACCUUCAUCAUCUCUGCAGUUCGAUCUUUUUCAGAAACCGAUCUCCGGACAUCUUGAUUUUCCUAGGACCUUCUGCUGUUCAAUCGCUGCAUUGAUUCAAAUUCUGUGUAAUCAUUUCUGCUCACUCCAAUGUCAAAAUCUGGAAUUACAAAAACACCCAUGGGCAAGGUUGCAAAGCAACGUUCCUCAGAUACUGGGCUUUCUGGUUCCAACCCUUUUGACUCUGACUCCGACUCUGAGUUGAAAUCAACCCCUUCCGGUUACAAUCAGGGCGAGAGGAGAGGUGCUCCUUCUGUGUCAUCGUCUCCAUUUGCAGUGUCUUCAGCCACCAGAAACCAAUACAAGAAUGAUUUCCGUGAGUCAGGCGGGCUGGAGAAUCAAUCUGUGCAAGAGCUAGAAAAUUAUGCGGUUUACAAGGCCGAAGAGACUACAAUGAAAGUCAACAGCUGCCUGAAGAUAGCCGAGGAGAUUCGAGAGGAUGGUACUAAGACGCUUAUCAAUCUGCAUCAACAGGGUGAACAAAUAACAAGGACCCAUACAACAGCUGCUAACAUUGAUUAUGACCUCAGCAUGGGUGAGAAGCUUCUGGGAAGCCUUGGGGGCAUGUUCUCCAAAACAUGGAAGCCAAAGAAAUCUCGCACAAUCACCGGGCCUAAGAUCAUGACAGAUAAUUCAUGCAACAAAAAGGGCAGUCACAUGGCCCAAAGGGAGAAGUUGGGACUUGUGCAGAAUCCUAGGGCCCAAUCAGAGGCUCGACAGCUUUCUACACCUUCUGCUGCACUUGAGAAAGUUGAGGUGGAGAAGGCAAAGCAAGAUGAUGCCCUUUCAGAUUUGAGUAACUUGUUGGGUGAGCUGAAGGAUAUGGCCAUUGAUAUGGGAUCAGAGAUUGGGAGGCAGAACAAAGCUCUGGAUCAUCUACAUGAUGAUGUGGAGGAGCUGAACUAUCGAGUGAAAGGUGCCAAUCAACGUGGCCGUCAUCUGCUCGGGAAAUGAUUGGAUUUUCAUUGGUAUUGAUAUUUAACCGGCCCAACGCAUUCUCAAAGAUCCAGAACUUUAUAUUUAUUGGUUUGGAUACUUGAUCAUUCAUUGUUGGGUGCUUUGAUCAUGUUUUUGGGUGUUUUUGGUUGGACCAAAUAUCAUGACAUUCAUGAUAUUCUUCGUGAGAUUAUAUCAUGAAGUGUGCAGCCAAACAUACCCUUAAAGAGUUCUUUCUUUUUUUCCCCUUUUGUUGUGAUAUUUAUACAAAUAAAAACAUUAUGGAAUUGAAUCUAUUUUGUA
Messenger RNA from Magnolia sinica, 1434 nucleotides. RefSeq names its product SNAP25 homologous protein SNAP33-like. Gene Ontology annotation, cellular component: plasma membrane; SNARE complex. Gene Ontology annotation, molecular function: SNAP receptor activity. The record is from RefSeq and is a predicted model, not a curated record. Lineage: Eukaryota; Viridiplantae; Streptophyta; Magnoliopsida; Magnoliales; Magnoliaceae. The coding region runs from base 286 to 1149 and encodes 287 amino acids. The transcript has 6 exons.